This is a messenger RNA of Nomascus leucogenys (northern white-cheeked gibbon), 750 nucleotides long. It is a transcript of the gene TMEM247, whose product is annotated as transmembrane protein 247. Gene Ontology annotation, cellular component: endoplasmic reticulum. Lineage: Eukaryota; Metazoa; Chordata; Mammalia; Primates; Hylobatidae. The record is from RefSeq and is a predicted model, not a curated record.
GUUCUGGUUUUCUGGAUGGCAGCAGAGGACAGGGAGAUGAUGGAAGCCCGGGGUGCGGGAGAAAGUUGCCUGACCUUCCCCAAGAUGGUGCCUGGUGACUCCAAGUCUGAAGGGAAGCCAAGGGCUUGUCUGGAGGCAGAGUCCCAGAAGCCAGACUCCUCCUAUGACUACUUGGAAGAGAAGGAAGCUUGUGAGGAUGGAGGCUGCCAAGGGCCGCUUAAAACCCUGUCCCCCAAGUCCUGCCCUGCCACCAAAGGCCAGGCGGGCGAUGGACCCAAAUCCGCAGAGCUGCCCCCCACCCCUGGCACUGAGCGCAAUCCCGAGAUGGAGCUGGAGAAGGUGCGCAUGGAGUUCGAGCUCACGCGGCUCAAGUACCUGCACGAGGAGAACGAGCGGCAGCGGCAGCACGAGGUGGUGAUGGAGCAGCUGCAGCGGGAGCGGCAGCACAAGGUGGUGAUGGAGCAGCUGCAGCAAGAGGCGGCGCCCCGCCUGUUUUCAGGAGGCCUCCAGAACUUCCUGCUGCCCCAGAACCAGUUUGCCAUGUGCCUCUACUGCUUCAUCUUCAUUCACAUCAUCUAUGUCACCAAGGAGAUGGUCUUCUUUCUCUUUGCCAAGCACUACCUGUUCUGCAUCGCGGCCAUUUUGCUCUGUUUGAUUAAAAGUUUCUGGUCAUACUUCCAAGUGCCUUUGCUCUCUCCAUCACUGGGAACCCCUCGCCCCUGCCAUGCCGGUAGUGUUAUCCGUGCAUGA